Exophiala oligosperma is the source of this 1408-nucleotide messenger RNA. RefSeq lists its product as uncharacterized. Bases 1 to 1275 code for a protein of 424 amino acids. Gene Ontology annotation, molecular function: hydrolase activity. The transcript has a single exon. NCBI's taxonomy places the organism in Eukaryota, Fungi, Ascomycota, Eurotiomycetes, Chaetothyriales, Herpotrichiellaceae. The record is from RefSeq and is a predicted model, not a curated record.
AUGUCCAAACCAAAAUCUCGAAUGGUCAAAACACGCAUCUUGAUCAUCUCCGACACCCACGCCGCCUUGCCCGAGCAGCAAGAUGUUUCGGUGAUACAUCGAGGAGGAGCAAACGGCAACGACGACCACGACCACGACGCCGCAACGACACCCUAUCAGACACCCUUCCACCCCCCGUUACCUUCGGCCGACGUUCUGAUCCACGCGGGCGACCUGACCAUGACGGGGUCGUUGAUGGAACACGAGCGGGCCCUGGAGCUCCUCCAAGCCGUCGACGCGCCCCUCAAGAUCGUCAUCCCGGGCAACCACGACCUGACGCUCGACAGGCCCUACUACGCGCGGCACCACGACCUGCACACCCGGUACGCGAGGUACGGCGACGCCACGCUCGACGAGAUCCAGGACAUGUACUCCGGCCCCGAGGCUCGAGCCGCCGGGGUGAGGUACCUCGUCGAGGGCCUCGAGUCGUUCAGGCUCCAGAACGGAGCGAGGUUGAACGUUUACGCGAGUGCCUGGCAGCCGGAAUUUUUCGACUGGGCGUUUGGGUAUCCCAGGAAUCGUGAUCGGUUCAAUCGCAGCGCAGCAGACGGCGACGGGACUUCAAAAAACAACCCUGCGAAUCCUGUUCCGGACUUUGUCCGGGCCCACACGGAAGAUGGUAAAGGUGAAUGUGAAGACGGAGACGAAAGUGAAAAUGUCCAUGUCAUGCUCACACACGGCCCUCCGAUGGGGAUAUUGGACAAGGUGGCCCGGACCAGGGAGAGUGUAGGGUGUGAACACCUCCGAAGGGCAGUGGAGAGGUGUCGACCCAAGAUCCAUUGCUUCGGACACAUUCAUGAAGCUUGGGGCGCGGUGAGAAAGGCGUGGGAUUUAGGUGGUACCCAAAACGCGGGUACGAGCACCGGAAGGUCAGUCGGCGAUGAUGUCGACGACGACGACGACGACAACAACGAGAAGGGAACGAGAGCGAGCGCCGCCACGAGUAGUGGUGGUAACCCAGACCAACCCCCAGGUCAAUUCGACCCCAUACGUAACCCGACGACAGUGUACACGUACGGCGACUACGGGACUACUGGACACGAGCACCCCGGCGAAACCCUCAUUCAACCGGGCUCAUAUCAAGACCAAAUCGGCAGGAUGGCCGCAUACGUCGACGCCACGGACCUCGAACACGGCAAGGAAACCGUCUUUGUGAAUGCGAGCAUAAUGAAUUUACGAUACAGGGCCGUAAACGCACCUUGGCUGGUUGAUGUAGAAUUGCCCGUUGUGGAGUAGAUGUCUAGUGAAGAGAGUGGUGCAAAAAGGGGGACACACAACACCAGAGGGCAACGCACAAAGGCAUGGAAGUGAGAAAAGAGGCAACAAAAGUUUGCACCUAGCCAUCUCAUUCGAAAUAUUAACUUGGCCC